Molecule: messenger RNA, 1604 nt
Organism: Pyrus x bretschneideri (Chinese white pear)
Lineage: Eukaryota; Viridiplantae; Streptophyta; Magnoliopsida; Rosales; Rosaceae
Product: SNF1-related protein kinase regulatory subunit gamma-1
Source: RefSeq, a predicted model, not a curated record
UCCAAAGAGAGAGAGUUGGAAUUUUGGGUGUGUUGAGAGGAAGGAUGGGUGUGCCGGCGGUGAUGACGACGGGGGAGGGAGGGAGUCCGAGGAGUCCAGAGGCGAAGCUGGGGAUGCAGGUAGAGGAUUUGUGGGACGUUCAGGAGCCUCAGCUGAGUCCAACUGAGAAGCUCAAUGCUUGCUUUGAGGGUGUCCCUGUUUCUGCUUUCCCUCCUGCUCCUGAAAAUCAAGUGAUUGAGAUAAAGUCAGACACCAGUUUAGCAGAAGCUGUUAAAAUCCUGUCCCAACACAAAAUCCUUAGUGCACCGGUGGUGGAUGUCGAUGCGCCUGAGGACGCUAGCUGGAUCGACAGAUACAUCGGUAUUGUCGAGUUUGCCGGAAUUGUCGUGUGGAUCCUGCAUCAGUCAGAACCACCGUCCCCAAGGACCCCGACUAGUCCAUCUAGUGCAACUGCUAUUGCAGCAGCAGCUAAUGGACUGAAGGGUCUUGAUCUUGCAGGACUUGAUUUCGGCUCUGAGUUUGCCGCAGCAACUUCAGGAAGUUUUUUCGAGGCUUUGACUUCUUCCGAGUUUUACAAGAACACACAGGUUCGAGAUAUCUCGGGGUCAUUCCGUUGGGCUCCGUUUCUUGCUUUGCAGAGCUCCAACUCGUUUUUGACCAUGCUCUUGCUUCUUUCAAAGUACAAAAUGAAGAGUGUUCCUGUCGUCGAUUUGGGUGAUGGAAAGAUUGAUAAUAUCAUCACACAAUCUGCUGUGAUUCACAUGUUAGCGGAAUGCGCUGGACUUCAGUGGUUCGAGAGCUGGGGAACCAAGAAACUAUCCGAGCUUGGUCUUCCCAUGAUGACUGCUAAUCGCAUUGUCAAGGUGUACGAGGAUGAACCAGUGCUGCAAGCGUUUAAGUUGAUGAGGAAAAAGAGGGUUGGAGGGGUACCUGUGAUUGAAACCGGCAGUAGCAAGGCAGUAGGUAAUAUAAGCCUAAGAGAUGUCCAGUUCUUGCUUACUGCACCAGAAAUUUACCAUGAUUACAGAUCCAUCACGGCGAAGAACUUCCUACAGCAGGUUGAAAGCAAGCAUCAUGAAGUCUACCCAACGUUGAGUACCAUGGUUACGUGCAAAAGGGAUGACACAGUUAAGGAUUUAAUCUUGAUGCUGGACUCCAAAAAGAUCCACAGGGUAUAUGUUGUGGACGAUGAUGGGAAUCUGGAAGGAGUCAUUACCCUUAGGGACAUCAUCUCAAGGCUAGUUCACGAACCCCGUGGCUACUUUGGUGACUUUUUUGACGGUGUUCUACCGCUGCCCCAAAACAGCAGGGUUUGAGAGAGGCAUCAAGAGCAACAUUCCGAUCUUCCCCCAAACCGAAAUGAGCAUGUUCCUAUUUCGUUUUCUUUUUUUCUUUUUUUCCUUUCCCCCUUGUAUGUAAUGAUCUCUGUCUUAGUCCUAUGGUGGUUUUGCUGGUUGUGUUUUCGUUGUAGGCAAGUCUUUUGUAACUAGUGUUCUUCAGUUUGACAGAGCUUUUAACUUUCUGUAAAUUUGUUGUAUCCAUGAGCUCCAUGGGAGCUUUUUUGCAGUAAUAAUCUAAUAAUCAAAACUCUCUCUUUCUAUCUA